This is a messenger RNA of Aspergillus sclerotioniger CBS 115572, 733 nucleotides long. RefSeq lists its product as uncharacterized. NCBI's taxonomy places the organism in Eukaryota, Fungi, Ascomycota, Eurotiomycetes, Eurotiales, Aspergillaceae. Gene Ontology annotation, cellular component: cytoplasm. Bases 32 to 733 code for a protein of 233 amino acids. The record is from RefSeq and is a predicted model, not a curated record. The transcript is spliced from 2 exons. Gene Ontology annotation, biological process: import into nucleus.
UUAACAUAUUACUUCGUCCAUAACUACCACAAUGGCCAACGUCGCUUUAAUUGGUUGCACCGGCAUGGUGGGAAGCCACAUCCUCACCUCUCUCCUCGCCAAUCCCUCCAUCGCUCGCAUCGACACCCUCUCCCGCCGCACCCCGCAACCCGCCACCACCGCACCCCAAGAAAAACUCACCACCUUCGUCUCCGACGACACCUCCAAAUGGGCACCCCAGCUCUCAUCCCUAACCCCACCCCCAGGCAUCUUCUUCUCCGCGUUCGGCACCACCCGCGGUGCAGCCGGCGGCUUCGAGAACCAAUACAAAGUCGAACAUGGCCUGAACGUGGAGCUGGCCCGUGCGGCGCGCGACGCCGGGGCGAAAGUCUACGUGCUGAUCUCUUCCGCCGGCGCGGACAAGAACUCCUCGUUCGGGUAUCCGCGCAUGAAGGGCGAGAUUGAGGAGGAGGUGAAGGCGAUGGGGUUUGAGAGGACGGUUAUUUUGCGUCCCGGGUUGAUUUCGGGGGAGAGGCAGGAGAGUCGGCCUGCGGAGGCGGUGGUGAGAUACUUUGCGGGAUUUGCGGGCAAGAUUCAUUCGGGGUUGAAGGAUGGGUGGGCGCAGGAUGCGGAUGUUAUUGCGAAGGCGGCGGUUAAUGCGGGAGUUAAGGCGUUGAAUGGGGAGGUUCCGGCGGGGAGUGAGAAGGUUUGGGUGUUGUUUGGGAAGGAGAUUAUUCAGUAUGGGAGGGAGUGA